AUGGCAGUUCUCUUGAGACUGAAUGUCCUCUGUGGUGCUCAGGGAGGCCAAGCUGAUUCCAAGACUGCAUCUCUCCAUUGGACUAGCAAAAGGUUUGUCUGUGUUCAGCUUUGGGGCCUACUUCAGGGGCAUUUCAAUCAUUGCUCUGCAAUGUACUAUUUCCUGGCUAUAGUCCUCACUCUCCCUAGUCACUGGGGCCUUGGAUAAGUUGACUAUGUUCAUGGGGAUGCAUUGCAGAAAGCUGCCAAAGCAGGCCUUUUGGUACUCUCAGCUUUAACCUUUGCUGGUCUUUGUUAUUUCAGCUAUCCUGAUGUGAGCAUCUGCAAAGCUGUCACCAUGCUGUGGAAACUCUGACCUUUUUGACUCAAUCCUUUAAGAACUCAUUAUAUGCCUCCUUGCCUCUGCUCUGUCAUGCCAUUCAUUUCACAGUAGGAAAGAAGUAACAGGAAAUGGGAAUGACAGUUUUUAAACUCUUCACAUGCCAGAGCAGAAAAUGGAAGUCACAAAAGGAAAGAUGCUAAAGGACAAAUUCAAUAAAUGUGGCCAUGUGCUGUAAGCCAACAUCAAAAAGGAGAAUGGGAAGUCCAAGGGAUGCAGUGUGGUUAGUUUGAGUUGCCAGAGGGGCCAAGAGAGCCUAUGGGAUGAUGAAUGGCAGGAGACCAAGUGGCUGUUAGACUGAUAUUUAAAUCAAUAGAAAUGUUUCAGUA
Marmota flaviventris (yellow-bellied marmot) is the source of this 707-nucleotide messenger RNA. The record is from RefSeq and is a predicted model, not a curated record. NCBI's taxonomy places the organism in Eukaryota, Metazoa, Chordata, Mammalia, Rodentia, Sciuridae.